Lactuca sativa (garden lettuce) is the source of this 2549-nucleotide messenger RNA. Its product is annotated as alkaline/neutral invertase A, mitochondrial. Lineage: Eukaryota; Viridiplantae; Streptophyta; Magnoliopsida; Asterales; Asteraceae. Gene Ontology annotation, molecular function: sucrose alpha-glucosidase activity; endo-alpha-N-acetylgalactosaminidase activity. The record is from RefSeq and is a predicted model, not a curated record. Gene Ontology annotation, biological process: sucrose catabolic process. Gene Ontology annotation, cellular component: mitochondrion.
CUUUUGAGCUAAGGCAUCUCGUCCAAUCAAAACCAAAAAAACACACAUAAACACGCACUUAUCUGCAUCACCAUCAACCGUGUAAGUUUUUAGUCAAAGUUCGUAAUUUCCUCUUUUGUCCGAAUAAUCUCUUAGCAUAUUAUAUAUAUUUGUUUAAUUCUGUGUGUAUAUAUAUAAAAAUCAUUUCAUAUUGAUAAUAACCACUGUUGAUUCAAUCUUUUUCCGAGUUCAACAGAUUUAGGGUUACUUAUAGAUCUAUUAAGUAUAAUUACCAGAUUUCGAUUGUAUUUUUCUAGAAAACCGUUUUUCAUUUCAAAAGAUAUAUACAAUAGAUUAACAAUUCCUUCAAUAGUGGAAAUGGGUAGCUGCAGUUGUAUUGGACUAUCCUCAUCGAAACCAUUUUGCCGUAGGAUCUUAAUUACUUAUAAAAGAUCUUCGCUUUUUGGUUUUCAAAUCCCUAUUUCUAAUCACUCAGCUGUGAUUAAUUUGCCGAAAUCUCGAUUUAAGUUACUUGGUUCAAGGGGAAGUCAUACUUGUAAGAGUAAAGUUCUAGGGUUUAGAGAAGGUGCGAUUGAUCCAAACUUAGGUUUUAGAGAUGUAAGCGAUUCAAAUCAGAAGGGUUUUUGUGGUUCUGCUUUGAAUUGGGGAAGACAGCCUAGGGUUUUAUUGAAUGGUUGUCUAGCUGGAGGAAUCGAUAGGAGAUUCAGCAGGCUUGUAUCUAAAGUAGCCUCGGAUUAUAGAAAUCAUUCAACGUCAGUUGAAUCCCAUGUUAAUGACACAAGCUGGGAAAGGAUUUACAUUAAAGGGAGAUUGAAUGUGAAGCCUCUAGUGAUUGAGGAGGUGGAAAGAAAAGAUGAAAAUGAAGAGAAAGUGUUGGAUUAUAGUCAUUCAAGUGUAAAUAAAGAAUCUCUUGAUACUGUUUUAGGAGAUGAGAGAAAGGAAUCUGAGAUUGAGAAAGAAGCAUGGAAGUUGCUUAGAGGGUCAAUUGUGAAUUACUGUGGAACUCCAAUUGGAACUGUUGCAGCAACUGAUCCAGCUGAUAAACUGCCAUUGAACUAUGAUCAAGUUUUCAUUCGUGAUUUUGUUCCUUCUGCUCUUGCAUUCUUGCUCAAUGGAGAAGGAGAGAUUGUCAAGAACUUUCUGCUCCAUACUCUCCAAUUGCAGAGUUGGGAAAAGACAGUUGACUGCCAUAGCCCUGGUCAAGGGUUGAUGCCAGCAAGCUUUAAAGUUAGAAGUGUGGCUCUUGAUGGAAAAUCUGGUGAAUUUGAGGAUGUUUUGGAUCCUGAUUUUGGUGAAUCAGCAAUUGGUCGUGUUGCUCCUGUUGAUUCUGGUUUGUGGUGGAUUAUUUUAUUAAGAGCUUAUGGAAAGAUCACAGGUGACUACAGUUUACAAGAAAGAGUAGAUGUUCAAACAGGAAUAAGAUUAAUACUCAAAUUGUGUUUAUCUGAUGGAUUUGACAUGUUUCCUACUCUUCUUGUAACUGAUGGAUCUUGCAUGAUAGAUAGAAGAAUGGGUAUUCAUGGUCAUCCUCUUGAAAUUCAAGCACUAUUCUACUCAGCACUACGCUGCUCAAGAGAAAUGGUGAAAGUCAACGAGUCAACACAAGGUCUAGCAGCUGCCAUCAACAACCGAUUAAGUGCACUCUCGUUCCACAUACGCGAAUAUUAUUGGGUUGACAUGAAAAAGAUAAAUGAAAUUUAUCGUUAUAAAACGGAGGAAUAUUCUACAGAUGCUAUUAAUAAAUUUAACAUUUAUCCUGAACAAAUUCCAUCUUGGUUGGUGGAUUGGAUACCUGAAUCUGGAGGGUAUCUUAUUGGAAAUUUGCAGCCUGCUCAUAUGGACUUUAGAUUCUUCACACUUGGGAAUUUGUGGGCCAUAGUUUCCUCUUUGGGUACUCCGAAACAAAAUGAUGGGAUUUUGAAUUUGAUUGAAGAGAAAUGGGAUGAUCUUGUUGCAAAUAUGCCUCUCAAGAUUUGUUAUCCUGCUCUUGAUUAUGAUGAAUGGCGUAUAAUUACUGGAAGUGAUCCUAAAAACACUCCUUGGUCAUACCACAACGGCGGAUCUUGGCCUACUCUUCUUUGGCAGUUCACGCUUGCAUGCAUCAAGAUGAAGAGGCCAGAACUCGCAAGAAAAGCAAUUGCUUUAGCCGAAAAGCGGCUUUCAUUGGAUCAAUGGCCAGAAUAUUAUGACACAAGAUAUGGAAGAUUUAUUGGGAAACAAUCUCGGUUGUAUCAAACAUGGACAAUUGCUGGAUUCUUGACAUCAAAGAAGCUAUUGGAGAAUAGUGAAAUGGCUUCAAAGUUGUUUUGGGAAGAAGAUUAUCAACUGCUUGAGAAUUGUGUUUGUGGGCUUGGAAAACAUGGGAGAAAGAAAUGCUCAAGAUCUGCAGCUAGAUCCCAUUUUGUGCUUUAGAAAAUAGAAAUGAGUUAUUAUUUUGUUCCUAUUUUCUUCAUGACAUGACAAAAUAAAGAAAAACUUAUUCGGAGCUUUGUGAUUCUCUGUCGUGAAACCAAACAUUGUAACUUAUAAAAAUUCGCUUGUUGGUGAUU